CAAAAAUAAGCUAAGUUAGCAACAGUAGUUUGGCCAUUACUCCACAAACCUUGGUAUAAAUCAUAAACGACUAUUGUGCUGUAUCUUUCUAUUAACUAUAUGGAAGUCGAUAGGGAUAACCGUUAUUUGCUUAAUGGUUUUAAUAGCUAAACGUAAAUAACGUUAUAUAGCUUAACUGUUAACCAGUGGUUACGGCUAAUGCAGCUAACUGUUUGUAAACGGUACUACACAGCUAGCUUGGCUAACGGCGCCGUUAGCAAGGAAUCAAACAUAAUUUAUUGUAAAUCUAAAUAAUCGAAACAGGAAAAGAGUGCUUUUAAAAGUCCGUCAGUUCCCACGGGGUGUUUAUAGAAAGGCGGACACAAUGCAACACGUCAAGAUCAAGACGGAAAGGCCAGACUUAGACGGGGCUGGUGCACGCAGCAAAUUAGAAGCUGUCUUAAAGGGACUGGUAGAGAAGAGUGAAAAUGAAAGCAGAGAACAAAAUGAAGGUGACCCAGGAAAAUUGUCAGCAGACUCUUUGAACAAGGAUUUAUCGCCAACAUCGGCUGGAAAAAGACCGUCGGCUCGAUUUCCACAGCACCGGAGAAAGAAGCGAAAAGAGAUGGAUGAGAGCAUUCCAGAAAGCAAUCAGCAUAAGCAAAAUGCUUACGUUAUUAAGUUGUUUGACCGCAGUGUAGAUCUGGCUCAGUUCAACACCGCCACCCCACUGUAUCCUAUCUGCCGUGCAUGGAUGAGGAAUAAUCCUUCCGUUCGAGAACCAGCUGCUUCCCCCAGCUCCCCACAGGGCAUGGUAGAGGAAGAGGUUACAGACACAAUCAACGGUAAAGGUCAGAAUGUGUACCGACUUCCUCCUCCGACCGCCUGUCCAGUCAACUCCUCUGGUGAACCCAUCAAUCUCAGGAUCCCGCCUACUGAAAAACCAACUGUUACCAAGUUGACAGAUGUUGCUGUGUCAGGUUCUCUCAUAUGUGACCACAUGGAACGUUGGAAAAAGAUAAGGCAAAAAUGGAAGGAGUGCUCCAACAAGAAUCAAUUAAGAUACAGUGAGAGCAUAAAGGUCCUUAAGGAAAUGAAGGAGCUCUAUGAUCACUGACUGGCUACUCUGUAGCUCUCCAGUACAGAGAGGACUUUGUUGGAAAGAAGCAGUCAGUGCUUGAAUGCACCUGUUUCUACACAGUCUGACUCAUAGAAAAGCGUGUACAUUUUUUUUAUUUUUUAUUAAUUUGUAAAAAUCUAGUGGAUACAUCUAACUGUUUCAUCAGUAGUACUUUCCAGACACAAUGACUUGUAAAAUCUCAAGAUUAAUGAAAUGUGUAUUAAAGUGCUUUAAUAUAAAUCUCUUCCACUUUUGGUUUUACUUCUUUAAUCUUGGCAUGUGUUAACGAGCAUCCUGCAGGUAAUGAGGUAUAUAUCAUGACUCAUUCUUUCAUUUGUAUUCACGUCACACUUAUAAUAGUCAUUGAUGAAGUACCAAAACCUGCUUAUGUCUUAAAAUUUGCAUGUCAUUUUGUAUAGAGUAAAAUACACAACUGUGCAAAAUUCUUGAGCCACUUUUCAUAACUUUAUAUUUUGGACUCUCUUAGGCAAGCUUUCUUGUCAUUUCUUUAAGUAGUCUCCAGGUGUAGUUCUCCAGGCUUCUUGAAGAACAUUCAAAGCUCUACUUGGGAUGUUAGCUGUCUUUUUCAUCUGUUCACUGUCAAGAUGAUCCCACAUUGCUUCAAUAUUGUUGAGAUCUGAGUUCUGGUGAGGCCAGUUCCAGUGCCAACAGUUUUUUUUCUAUCCAGGUAUGCUUUUACUGAUACUUUUAUCAUGCUGAAAAAUAACGCUAUGAGAAUUGCAUGCUUUCCAGGUGAUAUUGCAAGGCGGAUCAAAAUUUCAUGGCACAUUUCUGCGUUCAUGUUUCAGUUUUGACAAGAUCGUCACGGCUACUGGUGGUAAUGCAGCACCAAGCCAUGGCGGGGCCUCCACUGUGUUUUCUAUGCUGAGUGGCUAGAAACACUGUUGUGAGACUCUAGGCCCCCGUCCAUGAAUAUUGACGACCAUUUGAACAUAAAAUGUUCAAAUUUGGAUUCUUUACUUCGUAAGACCUGUUGUCACUGUUGUUGCUUUUCAGUCUAGUUCUUGUCUAAUUUGGCAUACCUCUGCCUUUUAUCCCUACUUCCCUUCUUUAAGGACGGCUUCUGACAGCUACCCUUACACUGAGACCAUUUCUGAUGAAGUUUCAGUGAACAGUAGAUGGAUCAACUGAAGGGUCCAAUACAUCUCUCAGGUCCUGUGUCAGGUGUCCUGUGUCCUGCUCGAUGUUUUCCACCAGUUUUUUAAAGACAUGACUGUUCAUCUUCUGCAAAUAGCCUAUUUACACCUGCCAAUUCAUUAUUUUUUAUUUUUACUUUUAAGGACAAAUAAUAUCACAUCUAUAGUUCAGAAUAUCUUAGUUCAGAAUAUCUUGCCAGCUACAGUUCUUUUGCAAGACUUUGGCACUCACAAGCACAAUUACAGGGACACCUGAGAGGGGUGAAUGGGAAGAAUAGCGUGUUUGUUCUGAAUCAGUGUGGUGCUUUAUUAUUAUGUGUUAAGCAGGUUAACCAGUUAACUAGGUUCAAGCACAAGGUUGCUUAUAAGUGUGCUUGGUGUCAGUUCCCCUUUAGGCCAAAGGUCAAUGAUUGACUUUAUAGUUCUGUCAUCUGAGGCCUUGUCUUGUGGAUACUUGGGUAAUGUGACUAGCAAUGGUGAACUGGAUUAUAUGAUGGUGAAGACUGUCUGGGCAGACCUGGAAAACCUAAAUGGGAAAAUUUAGGAGUGUCUGGCAGAUGCCCCAGUCCAUAGGGUUUUUCACUCCAUGUUUAAGACCUCUAUUGCAGAGCCAGCAAGCAGAGGUUGUAUUUAUAAAGUUAUUGGUGCCUGUUGUGGUGGCAACCUAAGGAUGAGAUGUACUGCUAGGUACUAGUGGUUUACACUGGUCAGGGUAAAGGACGAGGAUUUCUAGGCCUGGUUGACCCUUGGAUCUUCUGAAGCAGCAGAUGGGUAGCGAAGGGCCAAAAGGGCUGUGGUUUCUGAAUUAACAGAAGUAAAAACUUGUGUGAGUAGGUCAGGAGGACUUUCAGCUUACCUCAAGGAGAUUCUGACAAACUGUUGGGUUAAUACCACAAGAAAAAAAGGGCUUUAUUCAGGUCAUGUAUGGUCAGUAAGGACAGUUGCUGACAAAGACUGUGGAAAGAUAACUUUGAGGAAUUCCAAUUCCCAAUCAAGAUAUCCUCUAUGAAGAGAGCAGAGGUUGCUGAGAAGCUCCCCAGUGGCAAGGUGCAAGGUUUGGAUUGAGAUUCCUCUCGGGAUGCUAAAGGCUCUGGGCAUUGUCGGUUCUUGAGAUCACUUGUGACUUUGGUCACAAGGUGGCAGCAUUGUGAAACACAGUAGUUAGAAUGUGCACA
Haplochromis burtoni (Burton's mouthbrooder) is the source of this 3431-nucleotide messenger RNA. It is a transcript of the gene lin37, whose product is annotated as lin-37 DREAM MuvB core complex component. Lineage: Eukaryota; Metazoa; Chordata; Actinopteri; Cichliformes; Cichlidae. Bases 365 to 1096 code for a protein of 243 amino acids. Gene Ontology annotation, biological process: negative regulation of transcription by RNA polymerase II. The transcript has 9 exons. The record is from RefSeq and is a predicted model, not a curated record. Gene Ontology annotation, cellular component: Myb complex; transcription repressor complex.